Anisakis simplex (herring worm) is the source of this 768-nucleotide messenger RNA. NCBI's taxonomy places the organism in Eukaryota, Metazoa, Nematoda, Chromadorea, Rhabditida, Anisakidae. The record is from the annotation of a GenBank genome assembly.
AGGACUCUACCAUUGGCAGUAAUCAGUGGAUUGUUUCUGUGUAUAGUCAUUUAUGUGUUGGCAAAUAUCGCUUAUUUUGCAAUUUUGUCACCUGCUGAGAUGUUAGCUUCAGAGGCUGUAGCUACAACGUUCACACAAAAGACUCUGGGCGACUUCUCAUACGCUAUGCCAGCGAUAGUUGGUGUUCUAAUGACCGGAACAAUCAAUUCGGAUGUGUUUAUGUUCAGUCGCUUCAUGUUCGCUGGUGCGAGGAGAGGUGAUAUGCCAACAGCGUGGGCACUGAUGAAUGAGGAAAAUGAAAGUCCACGAGUCACUGUUCUACUUCAUUACAUGAUCGUUUGUGGAAUGCUACAGCAAUGUUUCGUCGUUAGCGCUUUGCUGUAUAUUCGCAUUCGGAAAGUACCCGUUCAUAAGGAUGCUAUUAGAUUUCCAUUGAUUGUGCCCAUAACACUGCUGAUAAUCUCGGCUGCACUAGUGAUAAUUCCGUGUUGGAAUGACUGGGUGGCUGCGGUGGUUGGAUUUGGAGUGGCGUUAUUCUGGUUGUGUGUGUACUUCAUUCGUGAAUGGACAUUCCCUCUUAAACCAGUUGUCUAUAUUAACGACGUAACAACAAAAUUCUGCCAGCGACUGUUUUGGUGUCAAGUGGUCACAUAUGAAGAAGCAGUCAAAAACGAGCAUUUAAAGUCUGAUCACGAUAUCAAAAAAGUUGACAAUACAACCGAAGAACAACGUGCUAAUACGGUGGAUACGCUAUCGACUGAAUCGUAA